Molecule: messenger RNA, 6719 nt
Organism: Talpa occidentalis (Iberian mole)
Lineage: Eukaryota; Metazoa; Chordata; Mammalia; Eulipotyphla; Talpidae
Gene: CDH8
Product: cadherin 8
Exons: 12
Coding region: 855-3254 (799 amino acids)
Biological process (GO): synaptic transmission, glutamatergic; cell-cell junction assembly; calcium-dependent cell-cell adhesion
Cellular component (GO): plasma membrane; adherens junction; axon terminus
Molecular function (GO): cadherin binding; calcium ion binding
Source: RefSeq, a predicted model, not a curated record
CCGGGAGCGCGGCCUCCGCGGCCCGCGCGCGCCGCCCCGAAGGGCGCAUCUCCACGCCGCGGCCCUGGCGGCGGAGGCGCGCGGGGCGUGCUCGGGCGCGAGGAGCGAAAAGUUGUGCGCCCACUUGGUAGGGGGAGAGCGAGCGAGCCAGCCAGCGCGCGGGAGCGCCGGGGCAGGCGGGGAGGGGGUGGGUGGGGGCCGGCUUGCAUGAAUUUCCAAGUGGCAGACCUGCCUCUGCGCUCUGCCCAAUGAGAUCCGUCAGGGGAGGCACCCGGCUCACUUUUCCACAUCACUUCACAGUUACAUUUGGCAGGCAGGCGGGCUCGCACGCCGGAGCGCUCAGCCCGGAAUUAGUGGAUUUAUUUGGAAUCUCCCUGCCUCCUCGCAGCUCGUCCGCGGUGGCCGCUUUGCGCACGGACCGGAGCGCCCACCCGCCCGCUGCACUUUGGGCCGCGGACACCCCGAGCCCAGCGCGCCCGCCCCGCGUCUCCGCGCCGAGCCCCGCAGCUCCGAGAGGCAUGAACGGAAUCCGGAGGCGCCUGCCCAGCGCGCGGGGACCGGUCGGUGCUCGCCGCCCUCGGGAGCCGACCCCGAGCCCCUCCAGCCAUUUGUGAGCUAGGCAGCUGGAAAUUCGUCCCCGCGGAGCCCCACGAGAGAAAUUUUGAGAAAAAGGAAAGCCAAUGGAUCACAGUCUUAGAAUAACUGCUUAGAAGAUGUCUAUUUUCUGUGCUCUCAGCACAGGGCAGAGAUGUAAGUAAAUGCUCAGCACUGCAUGAUGAAUUGGAUGGCUGCAGACCGGAGGCAAAAAAAAUAAUUGUCUCAUUUUCGUGGUGAUUUGCUUAACUGGUGGGACCAUGCCAGAACGGCUAGCGGAAAUGCUCCUGGAUCUCUGGACUCCAUUAAUAAUAUUAUGGAUUACUCUACCCCCUUGCAUUCACAUGGCUCCAAUGAAUCAGUCUCAAGUCUUGAUGAGUGGAUCCUCUUUGGAACUAAACAGUCUGAGUGAAGAACAGCGGAUUUUAAACCGCUCCAAAAGAGGCUGGGUUUGGAAUCAAAUGUUUGUCCUGGAAGAGUUUUCUGGACCUGAACCAAUUCUUGUUGGCCGGCUACACACAGACCUGGAUCCUGGGAGCAAAAAAAUCAAAUAUAUCCUCUCAGGAGAUGGAGCUGGGACAAUCUUUCAAAUAAAUGAUAUAACAGGAGAUAUCCAUGCUAUAAAAAGACUUGACCGAGAGGAAAAGGCUGAGUAUACCCUAACAGCUCAGGCUGUGGACUGGGAGACGAACAAACCUCUUGAGCCUCCUUCUGAAUUUAUUAUAAAAGUUCAAGACAUCAACGACAAUGCACCAGAGUUUCUUAAUGGACCCUAUCAUGCUACUGUGCCAGAGAUGUCCAUUCUGGGUACGUCUGUCACUAAUGUAACAGCUACUGAUGCUGAUGACCCAGUUUAUGGAAACAGUGCAAAGUUGGUUUAUAGUAUCUUGGAAGGGCAACCUUAUUUUUCCAUUGAACCUGAAACAGCAAUUAUAAAAACUGCCCUUCCGAACAUGGACAGAGAAGCCAAGGAGGAGUAUCUGGUCGUUAUCCAAGCCAAAGAUAUGGGAGGGCAUUCUGGUGGCCUGUCUGGGACCACGACACUCACGGUGACCCUUACCGACGUGAAUGACAAUCCUCCAAAAUUUGCCCAAAGUCUGUAUCACUUCUCAGUACCAGAGGAUGUGGUUCUUGGCACUGCAAUAGGGAGGGUGAAGGCCAAUGAUCAGGAUAUUGGUGAAAAUGCACAGUCAUCCUAUGACAUCAUUGAUGGAGACGGAACGGCUCUCUUCGAGAUCACUUCUGACGCCCAGGCCCAGGAUGGCAUUAUAAGACUAAGAAAGCCUCUGGACUUUGAGACCAAAAAAUCCUAUACACUGAAGGUAGAGGCAGCCAAUGUCCACAUUGACCCACGUUUCAGCGCCAGGGGACCCUUUAAAGAUACUGCAACAGUUAAAAUUGUUGUUGAAGAUGCUGAUGAGCCUCCUGUUUUCUCUUCGCCAACUUACCUCCUUGAAGUUCAUGAAAAUGCUGCUCUCAACUCCGUGAUUGGACAAGUGACUGCUCGUGACCCGGAUAUCACUUCUAGUCCUAUAAGGUUUUCCAUUGACCGGCACACUGACCUGGAGCGACAGUUCAACAUUAAUGCAGAUGAUGGGAAGAUCACGUUGGCAACACCACUUGACAGAGAAUUAAGUGUAUGGCACAACAUAACAAUCAUUGCCACCGAAAUUAGGAACCACAGUCAGAUAUCACGAGUACCUGUUGCUAUUAAAGUCCUGGAUGUCAAUGACAACGCCCCUGAAUUCGCAUCCGAAUAUGAGGCAUUUUUAUGUGAAAAUGGAAAACCCGGCCAAGUCAUUCAAACAGUGAGCGCCAUGGACAAAGAUGAUCCCAAAAAUGGACAUUAUUUCUUAUACAGUCUUCUUCCAGAAAUGGUCAACAACCCGAACUUUACCAUCAAGAAAAAUGAAGAUAAUUCCCUCAGCAUUUUGGCAAAGCAUAAUGGAUUCAACCGCCAGAAGCAAGAAGUCUAUCUUUUACCAAUCAUAAUCAGUGAUAGUGGAAAUCCGCCUCUGAGCAGCACCAGCACCCUGACCAUCCGGGUCUGUGGCUGCAGCAGUGAUGGUGUUGUCCAGUCUUGUAAUGUUGAAGCUUAUGUCCUUCCGAUUGGACUCAGUAUGGGCGCCUUAAUUGCCAUAUUAGCAUGCAUCAUUUUGCUGCUAGUCAUCGUGGUGCUGUUUGUGACUCUGCGGCGACAUAAAAAUGAGCCAUUGAUUAUUAAAGAUGAUGAAGACGUUCGAGAAAACAUCAUCCGCUACGAUGAUGAAGGAGGAGGCGAGGAAGACACGGAGGCUUUUGACAUUGCAACUUUACAAAACCCUGAUGGAAUUAAUGGAUUUCUACCCCGUAAGGAUAUUAAACCAGAUUUGCAGUUUAUGCCAAGGCAAGGGCUUGCUCCAGUCCCGAAUGGUGUCGAUGUUGAUGAAUUUAUUAAUGUGCGGCUCCACGAGGCAGAUAAUGACCCCACAGCCCCACCCUAUGACUCCAUUCAGAUUUACGGCUAUGAAGGGCGAGGGUCUGUUGCUGGCUCCCUCAGCUCCUUGGAGUCCACCACCUCAGACUCAGACCAGAAUUUUGACUACCUCAGUGACUGGGGUCCCCGCUUUAAGAGGCUGGGUGAACUCUACUCUGUUGGUGAAAGUGACAAAGAAACUUGACAGUGGAUUAUAAAUAAAUCAAGGAACUGAGCAUUCUGUAAUAUUCUAGGGUCACUCCCCUUAGAUACAAGCAAAAUGUGGCUAUUUGUUUUAGAGGCAAGUUUAGCACCAAUCAUCUAUAAACUCAACUACAUUUUAAUGUUGAACCAAAAAAUUAACAAUAAAAAUUAAAAAGUAUUUGUUAGGAGGUUAUAAAUCUUGUGGAGUGUGAAUUAAAGUAUGUGGAGUGUCUAGAAGUCUUUGGAUAUUUGAUAUUUAUCUGACUACCACAGACAAAGAUUGGGAUCCUGAUUAAUCUAUAGAGAAAUGGUUUAAAAAGAGGAAAAAAUCAAAAUUAAAAGGUGCUUUCUUAGAAAAAUGGACCUGCAAGGAAUUUGCUGCUGAUCUGUGUCUUCUGCAAGGAUUUUUAUAAAUGCAAAUGGUUUUUUCCCCUUCACCAAUAAGGAUCCCGCCACAAAUGAUAAAGCAAUACUUGGUCUGCUGUACAUUCUGACAUUUUGGAGUUGUGGGAGGCCUCCCAGAUGAUUCGGUACGGUGACCACACAUUGUACAUAAUUUCUGGCCCCACUCAUCAGAGACUGAAGAGCAUCUUUAAAUAUUGUGUCGAGCCUUAAAAUAUUCACAUGUUUGUAAUCCAUUCCAGGGUGGGGAUUGCCAACCAGGGGUUGGAGGAGAGCAAUCCCAUUCAAACAGACUUGCUUUCUGGAAGCAGGAUUACUCGUGCCCUCCACUUCAUCUCCUUCCACAAGGACACAAAGAUUAACUGUACCACACAGUGGACCACAUAAGAGACAGAUGGUUUUAUUGCUAGCGCGUGAAUUUAUUUGUUUAAUCCUCGAAAUAAAUAUUUUAUUGAUGUCCAUUAAUGCUUUUAUUUAUUAAGGUUGGUAAUCUAUAGAUUAAGGGACUCUGGAAAAAAACAAAAUUAUAUCCAUUAAUAAUCCUUUAGAUUGUUUUAUAUAAAUAUAUAUAUAUACAAUGAAUGUUUAAUACAUGUACAUUUUGAUGAGCUGAGUAUGGCAGGCAAUAUUAUCAAAAGGGGAGCUAAUAGUCUCUUUAGAGUAGCAAGUGUUAUUGUGACUGGUGAUGGCAGGAACAGCAUUUUCCCAGAGAACUUUUGGACCGUUUUCUAUUUUAUUCAUGAUCCUGUAUUUGGUGUUUUUACUACAAGCACAAACAUCUGAAAGUAUAUUGAUUCAUGUGAAUAUUUAAAUUCUAGACUUUUAGAUACCUACAUCAUGCCCUGUCCCAUAAACAUGCUUCAAGUUGCCCCCACUGUUUUAGAGCAGGAACUGAUUUGUACAUAAUUUUACUGCUUCUGUUUUUAGCGUCCUCUCCCUGAUCUUCAUGGUGAUACACAGAAUGUCUUAGACUCCAAAAGAGAACAGCACUAGAAGAUGUGAGCAUAUUCGAUUUGUAAUGCCAACCUGCCACUUAGGAAUAGAAAAUGUAUGAUAAACUCCAGUACUACAUGCAGAUCAUUUUAAUUUUCUACUUUGCUUUAAUGCAAUAUUGUUUAUUUACUCCAUGUAUUGUAUUCAGAGAAACUCCUGUAUUGUUUCCUACUUUGUGAAAUAUAUUUUUAUAAAUACUUUGGUUGUCAUCACUUUUCUUUCCAAUCAUAUGAAGAGUUUGAACAGUCAUCAACUCUAACUAGAAUCCUUGAAUGUUCAAGUAAAUCAUCCCAAGGAUUGCUUUCAUCUGUACGAGUGUUUGUUAUAAAGAGCCAAGGAGGAGAAAUGGUUUGGCAGUGGCCACACAGCACGAUGCCAGCAGGUACAUUGAAAGAACAUGGUUGUACAUGAAGGCUAGUCCAGCUGUGUCAGUUGGACACAGUUGUUGAAGCAGAGUCAGAAGUCAGAGAUGAGAGAAGAAGCAGGAUUGAUCAGGAAAAGCCUUCGGACUGGGAUGCAAAUCUAAAUCUUAUAAAAGCAGAGAUCAGGAAGCAGGGUUUGGCAAGAAAGUCUUCGCUUAUAAUAUGGACCAACCAAAAAGGUGGUCUAAAUGCAAGACUGUCUUUCGGAGGAGUCUCUAAUCAGGCAAAAAUAGUUGGGCUCUAUUUCCCCUGCCUUCUCAGUCUUCUGCCUUCUCAGUCUUCUCAGACUUGGGGCUGCCUAAAAAGAGCAGAGGGUGAAGGCACCAACAUCUGGAGAGGCCCUCACGGUGAUAGAAACAUGAUGUUUGAGAGUUACACUCAGAAUUAACACUACGCAGUGAUUUUAGUGAGUCCUUAUUGAGUUCCUGUUGCUUGAAAACAAGUUAUCUUCUAUGCUUAUCACUAUGAUUAUUGAGUACUUUUUCUUGAGAUCAAAGUGAUGGUCCAAAUUGAAUUUAAAAUACACCAGGACUUGGCAUAGAGUCUUAAACCAAUGCUUACUUAGUGAAUGUAGAUUAUUAAUAGCUGUUGUAGCUGUAACCAAUAUACUAUUUUGACUAGCUUACACAUUUUAAACCAAGGUGAGAUAUUAUUACAUUUUUUACGUAUCUCUUUUUUACAUCUUAUUUCUAGUCUACUUUGCAGUGAAGUGCCAUAGAUUAGAUACACAAUAUGUCUAGCAGAAAUAUUACACUAUUUUUUUAAGAAGAAAAAAUUCAUAUGUUCUGAUAUUAGCAAUGAAUGGAAUAAGCUUCAUAGAGUUUUUUUGCAGGCAAGAGAUGAUAUCUGGCAUAAGUUGCCCAAAUCUUCCCUCAAAAUUCACAUUACCUGGAAAGGCAGAAUGAACGUGUAAGUCUCUUGUUAAUUUCCUUUGCAAUCGCCAAGCUACUGUUGUGUGCUUACACGCCCAACUAAGGUUUCGUAAGGUUUCGUAAUAUGGUAUAGUACCAUAUUUAUACCAGGGCUGAACUUUACUUUUAGCAUACCUUGAAUUUAAAUAAAGAUCUGAAGAAAAUACACAUACACACACGAGUUGACUUAAGUACUUUUUACUUUAGCAAUAGACUUGCCAGGAUUUCCUUAACCAGAAAAGGCCGAUGAAUUCCAAACCUCUUUUUUUUAGAACUUGACUACUCCGUGCUCACUUCUUUAAACGGUACUUUUUUUAACUUUAUCUAAGUGACUAUUUUUGUCUCUGUGCUUUGCUUUCUAUUGCAGCAAUACUGACAUAUGUCUUACAUAUACAUAGGUGGUUAUUUUUCAAAUAAAAUGUGCAUUCGGUCCACAAGCAUCGUAAUGUAUCUGUAGGUCUUUAUUGUGUCAAGUAUUGUUUCUUUCUGUUCUUGAAACUUAUCCCUGCCCAGGGGUUCACUGCCUAAUGGAGAAAAGCAGUUGAGCUGCAGCCAAGUGAGAAAAGAUUCUUUACUUCUGCUUUCCUCACAAUUCAAGGCUUCUAUCUGGAGAACUGCUGUACCCCUGGGUGACCAGACGCCACCUGGGAGCAAUUCAGCUUCAACCCUGUCCAUUAUUUGACCAUAUCAAAUUACAAAUAUGCCUAUUAAACAUCUGCAAAUGUCCAUCCCAGAGUA